Portunus trituberculatus (swimming crab) is the source of this 423-nucleotide messenger RNA. Its product is annotated as protein TRACHEARY ELEMENT DIFFERENTIATION-RELATED 7A-like. The transcript is spliced from 2 exons. Lineage: Eukaryota; Metazoa; Arthropoda; Malacostraca; Decapoda; Portunidae. The record is from RefSeq and is a predicted model, not a curated record. The coding region runs from base 1 to 423 and encodes 140 amino acids.
AUGGUACACAGCGGCCCUGGACCAGAAACUCCAGGCCAGCCCACAGCCCCUCACAGAAACUCCAGGCCACCCCACAGCCCCUCACAGCCCCCACAGAAACACAGCCCCCCACAGCCCCUCACAGAAACUCCAGACCACCUCACAGCCCCUCACAGAAAUUCCAGGCCAGCCUACAGCCCCACAGCCCCCACUCAGGCCAGCCCUCACAGAAACUCCAGGCCACCCCACAGCCCCUCACAGAAACUCCAGACCACCCCACAGCCCCUCACAGAAACUCCAGGCCAGCCUACAGCCCCUAACAGCCCCCACAGAAACUCCAGGCCAGCCCACAGCCCCUCACAGCCCCAAACUCAGCCACAGCCCCCACAGAAACUCCAGAUUAACCCUCAAAGCCCCCACAGUAACCCAGGCCACCCCAAUUAG